Molecule: messenger RNA, 3744 nt
Organism: Closterium sp. Yama58-4
Lineage: Eukaryota; Viridiplantae; Streptophyta; Zygnematophyceae; Desmidiales; Closteriaceae
Source: the annotation of a GenBank genome assembly
AUGCCUCCCUUGCUCCCCCCCCUCCCUGGGGUUCCCUCCCCUCUGCCCCCCCCAGUGUCCCCGACACUUCGGGCAGUUUCCUCGGUAAUGUCAUACCCCGUGUCACCUCCUCCUCCUUCUUCCCCCACCCUGGACUUCGUCCUUGAUAGUGGGGCCACUGAAACCGCACUAAAGGACGCAGGUACUCUCACCCCCCUUCCACUUCCCUCUCAGGUUCAUGGAGCUGAUUCCAGUUUUUCCAUCCCUUGCACUCAUCUCUCCACCCUCCCCUGCACUGCCUUCCCCUCCGGUAAAGUCACAGGCCUCCACAUCCCCACUCUCCGCAACAACCUCAUCUCCCACCGUGAGCUCCAAGGUGUUGGUAUCACUGCCAUCUACCCUGGUUAUGCCAAUUACUGUGACCUCUACCAGACUUCCUCUGGCCGCUUCCUCCUCCGCAUCCCACUCUGCCCUUGCACUCGCCUCUACACACUCCGCACACCUCGCCCAUCCUACUGCCACGUAUCCUCUCCCUCCCAGCCGUCCUCCUCCUCCCCUCCCGUCCCCUCCAUCACCCCAUCUCCCUCCUCCUCCACUACCCUCUCGCACCCUGCCGUUCUCUUACACCACAGACUCGGCCAUCCCAACUUCACCGCCCUUCGCACCACAGUCACCUCCCGCCUCCUCCGCAGCCUUCCUCCCGUCUUACCCCCGCUUCCCUCCUCCCCCUCUCCCCCAUGCUCUUCAUGCAUUCACGGCAAGCUCAAGCAGUCACCCCACCACAGUCAUCCCACCUUCGCCGCCGCCCCCAUCGACCUUGUCCACAUGGACCUCUGGGGCCCCUAUCCCAUCCGCUCCCGCCAGGGGCACCGGUACAUGCUCGUCCUCGUUGACGACCACAGCCGGUACUCCACCACCUUCUUUCUUCAUACGAAAGACCAGGUGCCGGCAGUGGUCAUCAACUGGGCCGAGCUGUGCCGCAAUCACUUCAAACGCCCCAUUGGCCGCCUUCACUCUGACGGUGGGGGUGAGUUCAUCAAUAACACUCUCGCCACAUACUGCAAAACCUACGGUAUCCAACAGACCUCCACUCUUCCCCAUUCCCCUCAGCAGAACGGCAUUGCCGAGAGCCGCAUUCGUGAGAUCACCAAGAUAGCUCGCUGUCUCAUUGCUCAUGCCUCCACCCCGCCUUCCCUCUGGAGCUAUGCCCUUCUCCACGCCGCCCUUCUCCUUAAUCUCCGCUCCCAUCCUCAGCACCCUUCCUCCUCCCCCACAGAGCUUUGGUCCAACACCAAACCUGACGCUGCCGGCCUUCGAGUUUGGGGAUGCAAGGCCUACGUUCUCAUUCCACCCGCCGAUCGCUCCCGCGCCGCUGGCAAACUUGCUCCCCGUGCCCUGGAAUGUGUCUACCUUGGGCACAACCGCGACUCCCCAGGCUACCUCUUCCUCCACCCUCCUACCAAUCGCCUCAUCCGCAGCAGCGACGUCGUCUUCGACGAGUCCGUCCCCUAUUACUCCACUCCUCCCCCUGAUCCUCUCCCUCCUCCUACUCGCCCUCUCGCCUGGACCGACACCGUCCUCCCGCCUCUCCUCCCCCCCGCUCCCCUCCUCCCACCUGUCGCCGCUCCACUCCCGCCUCCCUCCUCUGCCGACGUCUACGACCCCGCUGCACCCGCCUCCCCCGCCCACUCAGCUGCACCCCCUCCCUCCCCUCCCUCCUCCCAUCACUCUCCCGCCCUUCCGCAACAGCAGCAGCAGCCGGGGCAGCAGCAGCAGCAGCCGGGGCAGCAGCAGCAGCAGCAGCCGGGGCAGCAGCAGCAGCAGCCGGAGCAGCAGCAGCAGCAGCAGCCGGAGCAGCAGCAGCAGCAGCAGCAGCAGCCGGGGCAGCAGCAGCAGCAGCCGGUGCAGCAGCAACGGCAGCAGCAGCAGCAGCAACGGCAGCAGCAACAGCAGCAGCGGCCUCAGCAGGGGCAGCAACCCCAUCGCCCGCAGCGACAGCGCGCCACCUCCCACUCCUCCCCCUUUCUCCUUCCCCGCAUGCACACCCGAUCUCUGGAUCCCAUCCUUGGGACCCCUCCUCCUCCUUCCCUGCAACUCCUUGAGGACUCUCACGAGGAGUUCCUCGCCAUCCAGCAGCACACUCCGUUCAUAGCCACCCUCUUUCUUGACUUCCUUGGCUUCCCCGUCCUCGGCGCCACCUCCACCCCCACCAUCUUCACUCCCUCCACUUUCCAAGAGGCCAUCACAUGCCCUGACGCGGACAAGUGGAUAGCAGCAAUCUUCCAGGAGUGCGAGGCGUUUAUCCGCAACGACUCCUUCGUCGACGUUCCCCUCCCUGACGGUGCCAAUCUUGUCGAGGGCAAGUGGGUCUUUCGGGUGAAGCAACUGCCGGACGAGGAACCGGUCUACAAGGCCCGCUACUGCGCCAAGGGCUUUACACAGACACAUGGGGAGGAUUUUUGGUUCACUUACGCCCCCACCGCCAAACCCCCCACCCUUCGCGCAACCCUCGACGUUGGUGCGCGUGAUAACAUGGAGAUCGACUGCAUGGACGUCUCCAAUGCGUUCCUACAGGGCGACCUGCAUGAGCGCAUUUUCCUCCGCCGGCCACCUGGGUUCCACGCAGCCUUCCCUGAGAACACUGUCUGGCAGCUGCGUCGCCCUGUCUACGGCUUGAAGCAGGCGCCGCGCGAGUGGCAUGCAAAGCUGGCUGCCACCUUAGGGUCACUCGGCUUCUCUCCCUCCCACUCCGACGCCAGCCUCUUCAUCCGCUCCUCCCCUCGCCGCUUCUUCAUCCUGGUGUACGUGGAUGACAUGAUCCUGCUCUCUGACACGAAGGCCGACAUGGAGCAGAUGAAGCAGUCCCUGCAGCAGCGUCUCAAGUGCAAAGAUCUUGGAGCCCUCACCCACUACCUGGGCAUGGCUAUCACUCGUGACCGCUCUGCUCGCACCAUCACCCUCUCCCAGUCCCAUUACAUCGGCCAGAUCUUGGAGAAGUUCGACAUGGCGCAGGCCAAGCCCGUCUCCACCCCCCUCCCCUUCGGCCACCAACUCGCCCCACCCACCUCUCCCACCUCCUCCCCUCACCCCUAUGCCGAGCUCGUUGGGUCCCUGAUGUACGCGAUGAUGUGCACCCGCCCCGACCUCGCCUAUCCCAUCAGCGUGCUCGCUCGCUUCGUCGGCACCGGCCGCCACAGUGAGGAGCACUGGAAGGCGGCCAAGCGGGUCCUCCGCUACCUUCGAGGGACCAAGGACCUUGCCCUCACCCUUGGCGGUUCUUCCCCUCCUCUCCUCUCGGGCUUCAGCGACUCCUCCUGGGCCGACACGCAGCCGGACCGCCGCUCCUCCCAGGGCUACGGCUUCACCCUUGGCAGCGGCCUCAUCAGCUGGCGCUCCACCCGCUCCUCCGCCAUCUCUCUCUCCACCUGCGAGGCCGAGCUCUACGCCGGCACCAUGGCCGCUCAGGAGUCCCGCUGGCUCUGCUUCCUCCUUGCCGAGCUCGGCGCUCCCCAGACAUGCCCCACUCUCUGGUGCGACAAUGCCAGCACCAUCCAUCUCACUGAGGACCCUGUCUACCAUGCCCGCUCCAAGCACAUCGAGCUCCGCUAUUUCUUCAUUCGCGAGCUUGUCCAGAAGGGUCUCAUUGCCGUUCGCAAAAUUGCGACCGAGGCCAACCUGGCCGACAUUUUUACCAAGGCCCUCCUUCGCCCUGCGCACUCCGCUUUCCUCCGCCUCAUCGGCCUCGCUCGCCCGGGCGCUCCUUGA